AUGCAUGCAACAAGGUAUUCAUUGCCAUAUACAUGCGCUCGAUGCUUUCGAGCUUCAUCACAACAUAAUGCCGUCUCGACUGGAUCCAAACCCAGAUCCUUCUCCUACCUCUCGCCACUUCGAAACUCGCCCAUUAAAGCGAAGGUGAACGAAGACGUUUCACAAAUCGAGGCUCAAAUACUUGAGAAAUCAUCUCAAAAUGGAGAGAAAGAGCAAGGAGCUAUGUCGAGACGGCUCGCAGAAGCUACAGAGGAUGCCCUUCUGGAAGGUGGCCGGGCUGGCAGGAGAGCAGUGGAGGAGGCCGGAUUCUCGGAAGAUCUGAAGCAGAAGCUCCUAGAAAAAGUCGAGGCACACAAGUUCCGUUCAGAGAAUGCAUCGGCAUUUGCACAUGCUGGACUAUCAUCAAACGUUGGUAAAGGCUCGCAGGAGAUUGCCUCUGCACAGGCAUGGACAGGCGAAGAAGGAGCCGAGGAUACGAUGCUUCGAAUGCUUGACGAUGCACGCAAGCCGUUGAAACCUGGCCUACGAGGCCCUUCGAAAAUCCCAAGUCCAAUCAUCGAUUUACGAUUGAAGCGGGUGCCGAAGCAAAGGCCAGGAGAACGGCUCGCGAAUGCCAGAGACAAGACGUCUCUCUAUGUAAUCUCAAAGGAUAGUCAAAUGUCGGACAAGGAGAGGGCUGAUAUGAAGAAAGAGUUGAAGGAGAGAUUCACACCUGCUGCCAGAGCAAUGCCCAACUCCAUUCGAGGUUUGGCUGCACUUGCAAACGAGAGGAUUGAGGAUGCCAUUGCCAGAGGCCAAUUCAAGAAUAUACCCCGAGGAAAAGCCAUUGAAAGAGAUGCAAGAGCAGACAACCCAUUCGUGGACACUACCGAAUACAUCAUGAACAAAAUGAUACAACGCCAGGAUAUCGUUCCUCCAUGGAUUGAGAAGCAGCAAGAAUUAGUCAAGACAGCAACUAUUUUCCGGGGCCGGCUGCGAAAUGACUGGAAAAGGCAUGCUGCAAGAACGAUUGCAAGUCGCGGAGGAAGCUUGCAGGAACAAAUGCGAACUGCAGAGCUUUACGCAGAAGCAGAGCGCGUACACAACCCCAAGAAAAGGGCUGUCGAGCAAAUAUCUGUACCAGCAAAUGUCACAGACGACCCAGUGAUGGUGAAUAUCAUCCAACAACCGGUAGCACCUAGCCAAGCUGCCUCGAUCCAAGUUUCAAUGGAAAACAAAGAUGUUGAAGUCACCGUCUCGAACUCAGCGUCCCCAGAACCUCUGUUUGAAGCCUCUCAAGCACCUGGCCAGCUAUUAAGAGCCAAUGAUGCAGAGGCUCCAAAGCUUUCAAUGCGUACUGCGAAGACUCCCCUCCCAGCGCCAUUCCGUAUUCCAUCAUGGGAAGCAGCCGAAGCUUCCUACCUUCAGCUCGCCGUAACCAAUCUCAACAACCUCACUCGAUCCUACAACCUCAUGGCACCAGAUCUUGCCAAGAAGCCUUACUUCUCGUUGGAACGCGAGCUCAAAGCAUGCUAUGCAGAUGUGGCUCCUAAUUUGGCACAAGACAUUAAAGAGCGUGCAGCAAGGCCAGCAAGGGAUCUGGUUGAAAAGAUUGGGCAUAGACCUGGGAGCGUGAUGGAAAGAUUUGGAAGGGAUACGGUGAAGAUUUAUGAUAACCAGAAGCCGUUGUAUGGUUUUAAGGAGUUUUGGAGUGAUUUAUUUGGGGACAAGAGGACUUGA
Messenger RNA from Lachnellula hyalina, 1719 nucleotides. RefSeq lists its product as uncharacterized. The record is from RefSeq and is a predicted model, not a curated record. NCBI's taxonomy places the organism in Eukaryota, Fungi, Ascomycota, Leotiomycetes, Helotiales, Lachnaceae. The transcript has 2 exons. The coding region runs from base 1 to 1719 and encodes 572 amino acids.